GGAAGAGAUUGAUUUCAUACUCUGUUGACGCGUUGGGCUCAUAUGAAGCAAGAACGCGUGCAAGGGAGAACGAAGAUGAUUUUCUUCAAACUCUACAUUAAUGGCCGUUACAUCCGUGCGUUGGCUGAUUGUGGCGCAACCGCCAACUACUCCUCACCGCACGACAUUCGUAAGGCACGCUUGGGGAUGAAGCAAGUGACUUUGCAAAAUCCUUGUCGGACCCAAGUAGGCAACCAAGAGGUUGUCACAUCUAGCAAGAAUGUGUCUUACACAUGGGAUGGGGAAUGCAUGACAGCCUUCGCAGCAUUAAAGGAGGCUUUGGUGAGUCAUCCGGUGCUCCGCAUUGCAGAUCCCAAACUCACAUUCGUAGUAACUACGGAUGCCAGUAUGUAUGGGAUUGGUGCAGUGCUGCAACAAGAUGACGGCGACGGCUUAUGUCCGCUAGAGUUUUACAGCAAACGUAUGCCCAGUCACAAGGUAGCUGCCUCCACCUACAUGCGAGAGCUCUAUGCCUUGAGAGAGGCACUAGACCACUGGAAGCACUACCUCUUGGGUCGCCAUUUCAAGGUGUUCUCGGACCAUGAGACCUUAAAAUGGGUUCAGACACAGAAUAAUCCCUCAACUACGCUGACCCGUUGGUUGCAUGAGAUUGUUGUGUAUGACUUUGAGAUUAAGCACAAGAAAGGUUGUUACAAUCGCGUUGCGGAUGCUUUGUCGCGCCACCCGGAGUACAUGACUUGCCUUGUGGGUUCCUAUGACCUGCGUAAAAAUCUGAAGGAGGAACUACUGCCAAGGAUCCGGAACUCGGUCCCAUCCUUGAGCAGGGUUGACCCUAGCAGUCAGCCUGAUUUCCAUGAAUGUAAGGGCCUUCCCUUCCAACGUUAUGGGAAGCAUGACCGAUUGUGUGUGCCCAACCAUGAGCCGAUCAUGACUCACUUCUUGGACUUGGCUCAUGGCCGGAGUGGACACUUCGGUGUUGAGAAGACAUACGGAAAUCUGUUUGAAAAGUUUGUGUGGCCUGGAAUGAAAAGAACAACGCAAAGGUUUGUGGCUGAAUGUGAAGUCUGUCAACGCAUCAAACCGUCUCGACAGAAGCCCUAUGGGCUGCUGCACCCUCUUCCUAUCCCUGAUGGCCCGGGUGAGUUUGUUUCCAUUGACUUCACGAACAUGGGGAAGAAGAGCGGAAACAGUUAUUCACAAGUAAUGGUGAUCGUCGAUCGUUUUUCCAAGUUUCUGAAUCUAAUCCCAUUACCACCUCACGCCCCAACUGACCUUGUGAUCGAAGAAUUCAACAAAAGGUACAUUCUGCAGUGCGGKCCCCYGAAGACUCUUGUGAGYGAUCGGGAUACCARRUUCAUAAGUGCAGAUUGGAARGACUUCACCUCCCAGACCUACGACAUGAAACUCAAGAUGACGUCUGGUCGACACCCCGAAGCCAAUGGACUGGCCGAGGAGAUCAACCAAACCGUGAUCCAACUUCUCAGGGCUCUUAUCGUGCCUGACCAAAACUCUUGGGAUGAGGAGUUGCCGAUUGUGCAGGGGUUGUACAACAACUCCAUCCACUCUUCCACCGGGAUGACGCCUAACCGGCUGCACCUCGGAUGGAAAAUCGACAAUCCCCUACCCUAUCUGUUCCCGGAACAGCCACCUGGCCUAACACCUGGCCAGCCAGGCUACAGUGCUAAGUCCGAUCGUUUGCUCAAAGUCGCUGUCGCGGCUAUGGAGAGGCGACACAGUGCUAUGAUUAAGCAUGCAAACAAGAAACGCCAGCCUGAUCCCUUCACAGUGGGAAGUUAUGUCUGCGUCAAGAUGUCUGAGUUUUUUGAAGAAGAAGGCUUAUCACGGAAACUUCUUCCUCAGUAUUACAGUCCCUGGAAGGUGCUGAAUCGAGUAGGUAAUGAUUCUUUCGGUCCUUCUUACACGAUUGAUGUGCCUGCUGAUCUCCGCACAUACCCAGUCUUUCACGCAUCAAAGUUAUUUCCGUAUGAGCCACCUGAGACAUUCAAGUACCGAGAAUCGAUAAUUCCCCGCGCAAUCAAUGGCGGUCACGAGGUUGAUAGAAUUGUCGAGCACAGUGGGAAGGGAAGAAACAGACAAUACGAAGUCCAUUUUCUCUACCAUCCGUUGGAUGAUUUCUACUGGAUUGCUAAGAAGGAUUUACUGCAGAGUGCACCGCUCGUCGUUAACGCCUAUGAACGAUUGAUCAGCUCUGAACAGCAGCCAAAAUUCACUGCUACCCUGACCCCUACGGAACACACCCGAUCUCUCUUUGCUAUCUACUCCUAUGAUGCAUUAUGCAAGGACUCUGCUUGAGUUACUCGCUCGAAGGGACCUCGCUCUUGAGGGGGGGGUAGUGUAAUGACCUGUCAAAACACAGAC
Messenger RNA from Chara braunii, 2379 nucleotides. Lineage: Eukaryota; Viridiplantae; Streptophyta; Charophyceae; Charales; Characeae. The record is from the annotation of a GenBank genome assembly.